Clonostachys rhizophaga is the source of this 1014-nucleotide messenger RNA. The record is from the annotation of a GenBank genome assembly. Lineage: Eukaryota; Fungi; Ascomycota; Sordariomycetes; Hypocreales; Bionectriaceae.
AUGGAUCGGUUUAGACACAUAUUGGGUGGUGCUGGCAUGGGUGGCCUAGGCGGGCCAACCCCAGGUCAGGACAACUCAACCCUGAUUGACAAUUCUGAAACCGUUUACAUUUCUUCCCUUGCGCUUCUCAAGAUGUUACGCCACGGCCGGGCUGGUGUACCCAUGGAAGUGAUGGGCUUGAUGCUUGGCGAGUUUGUGGAUGAUUUCACUGUCAAGGUCAUGGACGUUUUUGCCAUGCCCCAGAGUGGUACGGGAGUCAGCGUAGAAGCUGUGGACCCCGUUUUUCAGACCAAGAUGAUGGAUAUGCUGCGACAAACUGGCCGGCCCGAGUCUGUCGUUGGAUGGUACCACUCUCACCCCGGUUUCGGAUGCUGGCUCUCGUCGGUCGAUAUCAACACCCAACAGUCAUUCGAACAACUGAACCCUCGUGCCGUGGCUGUCGUCGUCGACCCCAUCCAGUCAGUCAAGGGAAAAGUAGUCAUUGAUGCCUUCCGCCUCAUCAACCCACAGCUUUUGAUGAUGGGACAAGAGCCCCGCCAGAGCACGAGUAACUUGGGCCACUUGAACAAACCCUCAAUCCAGGCUCUCAUUCACGGCCUUAACCGACACUACUACUCGAUAGCUAUCAACUACCGCAAGACUGCUUUAGAGGAGAACAUGCUGAUGAACCUUCACAAGCAUGUGUGGACUGAGGCUCUUGAUAUGGACGACUUCCGGACCGAGGGUACCAAGAACAAGGACCGUCUGAACCAACUCGUGAGCUUGGCGGACGGCUAUGAGAAGCGUGUCAAGGAAGAGACAGAGCUCACCAAGGACCAACUCAAGACACGCUAUGUCGGAAAGCUGGACCCAAAGAAGCACUUGGAAGAUGUUGGGCGCGAACUUAUUGAGGACAACAUUGUUGCCGUUUCAAGGCAAAUGAUCGACAAGGAGGCUACUCUGCCAAGAAAGGAUGGCGCAGCAGCAAAUGGGGCCUCGGAAACUGAGCAGAUGGAUACAGAGGAGGAGUUAUGA